UUUCACAGGGUUUUGUUUGCGUGUGUAGGUGUCUUCGAUGCAGCAGGAGCUGUGUGUGAAGGAGCGGGGUUUGGAGGCCAGGCUGAGAGAGAUGGAGGAGAGCAGUAAAAACUCCAGCGCUGGUUUGACUAGACUGCUGCUCGCUCAACAGAAAACCAUCAGCCGCUACAAAGACGAGGCCAAGAACCUCACACAGGCUUUCCAGCAGAAACUCAACAGCCUCAGGUCAGAGCUGAACAGACAGAAACAGCGCGCUCAGGAACUGGAGAUCCAGGUGGAAGCUGAUCAUCAGAAGAUACUGGAGUAUGAGAGGCAGGUUUCAGAGCAUCAGGAGAAGAACACGCGUCUACAGAGGCGUCUUACUCAGGCAGAGCAACGUGCGGCCAGUGCAUCACAACAGCUGAGUGUGAUAUCACAACGGAGAAAAGCUGCAUCCAUGAUGGAUCUUGAGACUUUAUCAUAGAUAAACAGCAGCUGGUUUUGGUCACAUCAUCAUCAUCAUCAUCACCCUGAUCAGUUUGUUUUUGGGCUUCACAGUGUGUCUAGAGCUUUCACUGGCAGGAAUCCCCAUGUGUUUAUUAUUGACAAUUAAUGUAAUAAAAAGAGGUUGUUCACCACUAACCAUUGAGGAAAAUAUUAUACUCACUGCUUUGGGAGAAAUGUCAUCUAAAAAAUGAAUUGGCUACUGCUGAAUGAAAUUCUUUGGCUUAGUAAUGUUAUUUUUGUCUUAGUGAAUGUAAAAAUCACCCGAUUUAAAUUUACUGUAAUGGAAUCACUUUUUGUUUCAAAGACAUCUGUGUCAAAGUUACUACCAAGCCAAAGUGUUUUUUUUUCUUGGAAUGCUUCUUGUUGCACAAAUUACCAAUAAUACAAAUGUUUUUAAAACUGCGUGCAGAUGGGUUUUCAGUCUUCCUAGAACAAAGAUUUUGUUCUGGUUAGCUUGUGCCAUUGUAAGAAUUUACCAAUAAAUGCAAUAAUUUAUACCAAAGGGUUGUUGAGUGUUUGAUUCGGAGUGCUUUACAGACAUUCUAAUGUUCUCAGAGCAUUCACAGCUCAAGUACCUGCAGGCAGUUCCAUAUCACUUCAAAUUAUUUCAAAAACCCUUGCAGCCUACCAUAGCAAGAAAAAAAAGUACACAUUUUUAUUUUUACAUGAAAUUACCUUUAUCUGUACUGGUAGUGGCUAAUGGUUUUAACCAGGGGCUGGA
Molecule: messenger RNA, 1207 nt
Organism: Sinocyclocheilus anshuiensis
Lineage: Eukaryota; Metazoa; Chordata; Actinopteri; Cypriniformes; Cyprinidae
Product: sodium channel and clathrin linker 1-like
Exons: 4
Coding region: 38-463 (141 amino acids)
Biological process (GO): clustering of voltage-gated sodium channels; cilium assembly
Cellular component (GO): centriole
Source: RefSeq, a predicted model, not a curated record